Molecule: messenger RNA, 2487 nt
Organism: Seriola dumerili (greater amberjack)
Lineage: Eukaryota; Metazoa; Chordata; Actinopteri; Carangiformes; Carangidae
Product: sodium-dependent neutral amino acid transporter B(0)AT2-like
Exons: 12
Coding region: 314-2284 (656 amino acids)
Biological process (GO): sodium ion transmembrane transport
Cellular component (GO): membrane
Source: RefSeq, a predicted model, not a curated record
CAAUGGACAACGAGAACACACGGGCGGUUACAGUAUAACUGUAUUCAACUGAUGUGCAUCUGUUUGUAUAUCUUUUUUUUUAAAAAAGAGAUCAAUGUCGGUGUCAAAGUAUCUGGUAUGUUGUGUUAAUUUGAAAAACAGAAGAGUAACUUAGCUCGCGACGUGGUUGACAGCACUAACAGUCCAAACCGUUGCUACACGUGCUCGUCGCCUCCUCUGGCUAAAAAGAAACGAUUACCGCCGACAUUCUCCGUUUUCUGCCGUCUCCAGUGUUUCCUCUACCUGUUCCCUAACGACAUUUGUCGGUGUCCAGAUGGAGAAGGAGCCCCUGCCAACUGAUGAUGACAAGACAGAGGUCAAUGGCUACACUGGUGAGGAGAGUCAGCAGGCCUCGUCUGAGCCUCCAGCCCGAGCAGGAUGGAACAGUAAAAUAGAGUACUUUUUGGCUCAGGUGGGAUUCAGCGUCGGGCUUGGCAAUGUCUGGAGGUUUCCAUAUUUGUGCCAUCAGAAUGGAGGAGGAGCUUUUCUCCUCCUGUACGUGAUGCUCAUGCUGGUUGUGGGCAUUCCUUUGUUCUUCCUGGAGCUGGCAGCCGGUCAGGCCAUUCGACAAGGCAGCAUCGGAGUGUGGAGGUACAUUUCCCCCAGGCUUGCAGGGAUCGGCUAUUCCAGCUGUGUGGUGUGUUUCUUUGUGGCUCUCUACUACAAUGUGAUCCUUGCCUGGAGUCUUUUCUAUCUUGGGAACUCGUUCCAGCACCCUCUACCUUGGAACCAGUGUCCAGAACAGGGGAAUUUAACAGUAAAAGAAUGUGAAAAGAGCUCCCCCACAUCAUAUUUCUGGUACCGCAAAGCUUUGAAUAUCACAGACUCAAUUGAUGACACGGGCUCUUUCAAUCCUUACAUCGUCUGCUGUCUUCUGGCGGCCUGGACCAUCGUGUGCCUGGGAAUGUUCAAGGGUAUCAAGACCUCUGUCAAGGUGAUGUAUUUCUCCUCCAUCUUCCCCUACGUUGUUCUGAUCUGCUUCCUUGUCCGAGGACUCAUGCUGGAUGGGGCCUUAGAGGGAAUAUCCUUCAUGUUCUACCCCAAGGUGGAAAUUUGGGCAGACUUGCAGGUGUGGCGGCAGGCAGCCACACAGGUUUUCUUUGCCCUGGGACUUGGCUUCGGCUCCAUUAUUGCCUACUCGUCCUAUAAUCCCAAGAAUAACAACUGCCACCGGGAUGCCUUCACUGUCUCUGCUAUAAACUUCCUCACAUCUGUGCUGGCCACUCUGGUGGUGUUUGCUGUGCUCGGCUUCCGCGCCAAAGGCAAAGUCAUGGAAUGUGUAGUCAGUAAUAUGAAUGAGCUAUCGGAGCAGUAUCACAGCGGCCAUGUGGACGAAAACCUGAUGCCAAACUUCAACUACUCUGUUCCCAGUUCUGUGCAUGUACAGCGCUACAGGGCCUGGUUUAAAGAGCAUGGAAAUAAUGUCCCUUUCAAUUUAACGGACUGUGACCUAGAACAAGAGAUGCAGAAGGGUGUGGAGGGUACAGGCCUAGCUUUUAUUGCCUUCACAGAGGCCAUGUCACUUCUGCCUGGCAGCCCUUUCUGGUCAGCACUCUUCUUCCUCAUGUUGCUCAACUUGGGACUCAGCACCAUGUUUGGCACCAUGGAGGGCAUCCUCGCCCCGCUCACUGACCGCUUCAAAACUCUGGCCAACAACAAGACCAAACUCACAAUUUUCAGCUGCAUCAUAGGCUUUCUGAUUGGCCUACUCUUCACCCAGCGCUGUGGGAACUACUUUGUGAUGAUGUUUGAUGAUUACUCUGCCACUCUGCCCCUCAUUAUUGUGGUGGUGUUUGAGACCUUCAGUGUGUCCUGGCUAUAUGGAGCAGACAGGUUCCUUGACGACAUUGAGGCAAUGCUGGGCUGGCGCCCCAGUGUGGUGUACAAGUACCUUUGGAAAUACGUUUGCCUGCUUUCUAUGCUGGGGUUGCUGGGAGCCACCACCAUUCGCAUGUUCAUCAAACGACCCACUUACAUGGCAUGGAACCAAGCAAUGGCCUCUGAGGAACACCUGCCGUACCCUGGCUGGGCUCUGGCUGUUCUGGCUUUACUGAUCAUAAUUGCCAUGAUGCCCGUCCCAGUGGCCUUGGUCCACGCUGUUCUGAAGGAAAUGACAAAGAAAAUAUCCAGAGAUACAGAGAAUGGUGAAUACAGCAUGGUAAGCACAGAUGACAAGUGUGACACUCCCGUGACUGAAAUGACAGAAGUGGACCAAAGGAGUAGGACCUUUGCUUCUUUUUGCUAAACACUGAACUUGUGAUAUUACAGUGUGGGAAAUGAACCUGCAGUACCCAGUCAAAAUUUAACUUUGCCCCUCCCUCUUUCGUGGCGACAUGGCACAGAGAGCAAAUGCAGUAUAUAACGAAAGGUUCAAUUUUUUAAUAUUUAAAAACUUUUUUUAUAUUUAAAUGAAGUCCAAACAUAUCCACAUGAUAUUACUUUUUUUUU